This is a messenger RNA of Branchiostoma floridae (Florida lancelet), 1875 nucleotides long. RefSeq names its product E3 ubiquitin-protein ligase TRIM32-like. Lineage: Eukaryota; Metazoa; Chordata; Leptocardii; Amphioxiformes; Branchiostomatidae. The transcript is spliced from 4 exons. The coding region runs from base 1 to 1875 and encodes 624 amino acids. Gene Ontology annotation, cellular component: extracellular region. Gene Ontology annotation, molecular function: protein binding. Gene Ontology annotation, biological process: regulation of apoptotic process. The record is from RefSeq and is a predicted model, not a curated record.
AUGGCAGGCCUGGCGCGGGAAAUUGAAGGGUUCACAGAUGAAGACAGACGACAUUUUGAGUUCGUGCGACCUCUCAUUCACAUCUCUGAUUCCCUCACCAAAAAGGAAACGGAUGACGUAAAAAUAUACUGCGCGCACGUGAUUCCGAAAGGCAUGAUAAAAGGUCUAAAACGAGCGGUUGACAUUUUUCUGAAGCUAAAAGAAAUAGGCAAGAUCAACCAGGAGAACUUGGACUUUGUUGAGGAGGUUUUGGAAAUGAUCGGACGACGUGAUUUGGCUCGGGACGUUCUGCGGCCAGCCCAACAACCUGACCGAGCGGUUCCGGAAAAUCCCGAACUCCAGCCGGAAAUCCCCGAGCCCCAGCCGGAAAACCCCGAGCCCCUACCGGGACCAAGUCAUGACGAAGCGAGGGCAGAAGGCCAGUCGGAACAACUGAAGCGGGCAGUGGACGUUUUCCAAAAGCUGAUUAAACUGGACAAAAUCGACCAAGAGAAUCUUGACUUUCUCAAAGAGCUGUUGGAAAGAAUCGGCCGACAGGACCUAAUUCGGGACGUUCUGCAGCAGUUCCAGCCGCCUGACCGAGAGAUUCCGGAGAAUCCCGAACUGCAGCCGGGAUCGAGUCAGCAGGGCCAGGGAGCAAUUGCAGAAGGACAUGCAACCUCUAACACCUACGUUGUCGUGAACGGCCAAGUGCGCAUGAUCCAGGAAACUCUAGAUCGCCUUAGAAACCACAUAGCAACGUUAUCUGGCAGCAGAAGGUCACAGGAGUACAGGGGAGAGAAGCCACCUGGAGACUGGUCGGCACAGGUCGAGAAGGCUGAUUCAGCUACACAGACACACCUAACGGAUCCUGUUGGUACUACAUGGAUAUCUGGAGGUGUGGGUGACAAGGUUGGAACAGACCCGACUGUAAAGGAAGAAGACGGGAAAACUCCAAGACAAGACUCUGGCAGUGGGAGCAAUGGAAAAGAGGAUGUUCUCGGUACAAAAGCACAUGAGCAAGAGCACCACACAGUGGGGACAAAGGUAGCAGCAGCUGGCCGUACUGGGGACAUGGAACAGCGUGUCAUCGCUUUUGGUGGGUAUGGAUCAGAACCUGGAAAGUUUCGGUUCCCACGUGGUGUUUUGGUGUCGCCUAGCAACGAGAUAUUUGUCGCUGAUAGACUCAACAGGCGAGUCCAAUUCCACAACACGAAGGGGGUUUACCUGCGCCACUUCCCAACAGUUGUACCGGGUACAGGGCGUAAGGUCAUGAAGCCUUAUGAUGUUUGUAUGGACGGUAACGGCAAGCUGUGGGUAGUGGGGUGGGGAGAGACAGCCGAGCAUGUUGUACAGUACAGCACGGACGGGACCGCCAUGGCGGGGUUUGACCUGAAGAGGAACGUUCAUUUCCGCGGCAUUGCAGUAGACAUGCGCACUAACCACGUCCUGGUGACUGAUGCAGAAAACAGUGAAAUUCAAGUGUUCCGUCCGGACGGCUCCCUGGUGCGGACAGUCCGGCAUCCACGGGCUGGGGAGAUGACGCGCCCAACGUACGUCACUGUUGACAGGGAAGGGAACAUUCUUGUGACAGACUGGUACAAUGACUAUGUCUACAUGUAUGACGAAUCUGGGAAGUUCCUGUUCCAGUUCGGAGGUAAGGGCAAAGGUGAAGGUCAGAUGAGUGAUCCCCACGGCAUCUGUACAGACAGCUCGGGUCACAUCCUCGUGGCGGACUCUGUGAACGAGAGGGUUCAGAUCUUCACACGUCACGGCGAGUUUGUCCGUACCGUCUCUGCUGGGUUUAAACCGACAGGCCUUGCUGUGGGACCGGAAGGGCAGCUGGUUGUGAGUAAUUAUGUGGACCACACUGUGACUGUAUAUUCCAACUAUUAG